Messenger RNA from Saccharomycodes ludwigii, 414 nucleotides. RefSeq names its product Sna4p (gene SNA4). The coding region runs from base 1 to 414 and encodes 137 amino acids. The transcript has a single exon. The record is from RefSeq and is a predicted model, not a curated record. Gene Ontology annotation, cellular component: membrane. Lineage: Eukaryota; Fungi; Ascomycota; Saccharomycetes; Saccharomycodales; Saccharomycodaceae.
AUGUGUUGCUGCUGUUGUUGUUCAGAUUGUUGUUGUACAGUUUUAUUGUGUAUAUGUGCUAUAAUUUUUCCACCAUUUCCAGUAUUACUUGAAUGUGGGUUUUACUCAACUGAUUUCCUUCUAAAUUGUUUAUUAACUUUAUUAGGUUAUAUUCCGGGUUUAGUUCAUUCUCUUAUCAUUAUUUUUUCAAGAAAUCAUCGUAAUGAAAGAGAGUAUAGGCUAUUUUACCAACAAGGCUGGCUUGAAAGAGGUAAUUUAGUGCCUAGAGAUGUUAAUAAUGGUGGAAGCACUAGUCCACCCACUAACAUUUACGUUCAACACACUAUUAAUGAAAUUCCCAUAAUAUCUGAACCAAACCAAGAAACUCCUUUAAUGCCCAAAGGAGCGCCACCUCCAUACCAAGAGUUGGUUUAA